UGCCCUGCUUGGGUCACAGAUUCCAGCCGGGGAGCCUAGGGGCUUAAAGCUCCGCACAGCAGCGGCGGCGGCACAACGCUCCGUAAUUCCAUUUAAUAUCAUACGAUAUUGGGAAUCAAAAAGAGGAAUUGGAUUCUUGUUGCACAAAACAGGCCAAAGAAGAGUUUAUUUUUGAUUUUCAGUUUUAUUUUUUGUUAUUUGGAAGCCAAUCGGGUUGGGGGUCUGUGUGCUGGAACAAGGGACAAGCCUAUGGGAGGUUGCAGAACAGGGCUGCGCUGGGGAUGAAAUGAAAGCCGUAUGGGCCCCGGGUCUAAACACUACGAGUAUGGGCCCUUUAUUACCCCUCUCUGUGUGCCUGGUCCUGCCCCUAGCAGCUGCCUGUUGUACGGGCUACACAUCGGAUCCAGCAGUGGGCAGUAUGGCUGGGGGUACCUGGAUUAUGAUCAGAUUCAACAACUGUAAAGAGAACAUAAACCGUCUCGGCUCUUUUGCAAAUGGAUCCCACAUUGAUGUGUACAUGACAAAUCCGCAGCUGCCACGUAUAAUCUGUGAUGUGUACCCAGUCUUCUCGGCACCAUCUGCCAUAAACUGCCGGACCAGGCCUUCAGAGCAUGAAGCUAUCUACAUUGUGGAGGUUUUGUUUAAUGGGGAACCAGUGAGUCAGUCAAAAGAAAACCACUUUAUGUUCUCCCGAGCCCUCACUCCUGCGAUUCAUGGCAUAAACUCAUCAUUUGGGGUACCGGGAUCCAUCAUUGAAGUCUCUGGUUGGAUCACGACUGAAGUCUUUGAAAGCUAUGAGUUUAAUGAAGACUUUAUAGAUGGUCCUGUCAUUAUGGAUUCGAAAAGGGACGGCUGGUUCACUAUCUGUUCGUUAACUAACGACUCUACAAGCAUUUAUCCUAUCCGUGUGAAGGAAGGAUUCGGAUCCCUACAAUGUAAAAUUCUAGGAAAUUACAUCGGUUCCCAGAACAUCAGCUUCUCCAUCUUCAACAAGGGAAAGUCAACGGUGAGCAAAGACGCCUGGCACGUUAGUGCGAAACACGAACUGUUUAUGUUCCAGACGCACUCAGAAAUCUUUUCUGUGACUCCAGAACGUGGGAGUUUACAAGGCGGCACCGGCAUUACCAUUGUGGGCAAUUUCUUCCAGUAUCCUUGUCGUGUCAGAGUCGCAGGAAUCCCUUGCAAGAUUGGGUCUGUGUCUCCCAGAAUCAUUGUGUGUACAACGGAACCUGAACCUAUAACGAAGAAGGCGCCCUAUCCAGGUAACCGAGGGCUGCUUUAUGAACUGUGGAACGGAACCAAUGAAAUGAACGUUACAGGCAACUCAUCUGGAUACAGAAGAACAUGGGCGCCCAACGCCACUUCCCCAAGGGGGAUUUUCAUUCAACCAAACCAGCCUUUCAGAGCCCGAUUAAGUGGUUUCUUUGUAGCGCCAGAGACAAACAAUUACACAUUUUGGAUCCAGGCUGAUAACGAGGCGGUUCUGUAUCUCAGUGACGGAGAGGAUGCGGAAUCUAAGGUCAGGGUUGCCUCUAUACCUCACGGGGUGUCGUCGUGGUCUGACCACUGGGAACGGACGUGGGAUGAGAGGUGGCGACAGAAAUCCCCCAAAAUGAGCCUCACCCAAGGGAGGAAAUACUACAUAGAACUGAUUCAGCGUGGAAGAGGGUCCAAGGCUGAAAUGAGUGUAGGACUUCAGAUCCAUAACACCUGGCUGAACCCUGAUAUUGUGAAUAGUUACCGAAGAGAAAAACAUCAGAUUGCGGCUUAUUCCUCUCACCUUCCUGAUAUUCAGAUGCUGACUCUGUCUGGAGAAGGAUGGUUUCGCUUUUGUUGGGGAAAUGCAACGAGUAAUCUCUUGCACACUAAUUCCUCAGCUGAAUGUAUACAGGAGGCAAUAGCGGCCAUGUUUUCUGAAAGCUGUGAAACAGAGAUCCCUGCUGCGGAUAUUUUGCUGCACAACGGAUUUGAAGAAGGGGAGGAUGAUAUGGGUACAGGAGGCAGGACAGCCACUUGGACUGAGCCCUACUGUGGGCAAGCCAGCAGCUUCAUGCCAACGUGUCUUCUAAAAUGGAACCAUUCUAACCCAGCAGGAUAUGAGCUGAACACAUACACUCAUAUCUGUUUUGCAUAUAAAGGGCACAUUGCGGAUGAACUGAUCAUCUCCUUUUCCUAUACGGACACCUUUCUAAAUACAGUGAGAAACAAGCAUUCCUGUCAUUGGGAAUUUAAUGCAAGUAACCCAGAAAGGUGGAAAUUUGGCUGUACAGACCUGUGGGCUUGUGCCAAAGCCUCGGAUUGGCUGAAGGAUCUCCAUGUAAAUUCAUCACUGUUUGUUAGUGAAGUGGAACUUCAGAUCCCACAGAAUAUGAACGUCACGGGGAAUUGGUUUUAUGUCGAUGAAGUCUUUGUGGCCAAGAGAAGCACAACAGUUCUGAAAGAGGGACCUCAAUCUGCCCGGCCUGGGGGACAUCACCUUCAAAAAAUAGCAAUCACGGGCUCUUACCCUACAUACAAUCUCACAUCCGUGGUCGCUAACUGUGGCAUAAAUCUACCUCUCAUAGAACUGUGUGAUGCCGCUAUGGAGCCUACAGAAGACGGACAGUCAUUUACAUCUGGAAAUGAGACCGUGGCUCUUACAGUUCAAAGGUUACAAUCACCAAGCCCUCCCAUUGGUGGGACCUUUGCGAUCCAAGUGUCAGAUGCAUUAAUACCAGGCAUACCGGUACGUAUCUCUGCUCUGCACCUACGGGAGAUGCUCGGAAACAUAAAAGAAGCCGCCGCGGCUAAGUAUUUGACCGCUAGCGAUUUUAUAGUCACCAAAGAUUUGGAUACAUGCCACCAUGUGAUCUGGACACUAACCUGGGCUAGAAUGAGCGGGGACCUACCGAACUUCAUCGGGGUACAUGCUGAAAAUCUUACUGGCUUGAACCCCACUAUUAAAACUCGUGUUAUUUUUGAUGGAGGUGUGUUUAUCUGGCCAAUAUUGGGGGACAUGCUCGCUACUGCUAACAAGCUUCCUCAGGUUACAGUCCAUGUGAAUGACAUCCCAGCAAAGUGCUCAGGAUCUUGCUCUUUCCAGUACCUCCAGGAGCUCAUUCCAGUGGUCACAGAUAUAGAGUACUCCUCAGGACAUGGAUGCAGUUUUGAAGUUCAUCUCACUGGAUUGGGUUUUACACAAAUCGCAGAUGAGAUUGACAUAGAAAUCAACAAAACCAACUGCAAGGUCACUCAGGCCAACACAACUUAUAUUGCAUGUUGUACGGAAAGAUUUCUACCACUGGGAGAGAACCAUAUCAGACUUCAUGUCAAACCCUAUGGGCUAGCAAUUAAUGCUACAGGCAAUUACUUGUAUCUCAAUGUUACACCUCAACUCUUAUGGGUCACUCCUACAGCCAUCUCAGAAACUGGCGGACAGAAGGUGACAUUAACAGGAAUCCGUUUCGAUGAGCUAUCCCAAGUCCUGAUUGGAUCCCAGCCGUGUCACGUGAAUGCAAAUGGCUCAAACACAAUCGAAUGUUCUGCUCCACCCCAGGUUGGAAGACAGAAUGAGGAGGACAUCGCAAUAAAAGUUGGGGAUCAGUGGUUUGGCUUUCCGAAACGCAUCAAGUACGAUCCCUCCUUAAAUCCAGUAAUGGUGUCUCUGAGUCGUAACGUGAGCAGCACAGCAGGUGACCAGACGCUCUUUAUUAACGUGUCCACCGACAUUGUGAGCUUGGAGUUAGAGGUCAAGGUGCAAAAUUCUAUCGCCAAAAUGAAAAGCGUAACCUCGGAAGGGGUUGAAGUGUUCCUGCCUGCAAUGCCCCCGGGAUUGUAUAAUGUUUCAUUAACUGUCGGCGGAAUCAUAAUCAAAGCAGAAGGCUUUGAGCCUAUGAUUCAGUAUGUCUUGGAGGUGUUCAGCUUAGAACCAUGCUGUGGGUCUUUCCUUGGUGGAACCAUCAUCACCAUCUUUGGCCGAGGAUUUAGCACCAAUAUUUCCAUGAUUAAUGUGAUUGUUGGAAACCAGUCUUGUCCGAUCACUGCAUCAUCAGAAGAUGCAAUUCAAUGCCAGACACCCCCUUCUUCAUUGGCCGGCAGUCAGACGGAGAGCAUUCCAGUGCCCGUAAUGGUUUCCAUUUUAAACUUCACAACAGAUAACGAUUCCCCAGUUUCAAACACAAGCGGACUUCUUUUCAGCUACCAUCGUAACUUCACCCCGGUAGUAUCUAAUAUUUCCUGGAAUAUUGAAGGCGACGUCCUACUGCUUCACGUAGCUGGCUUUCAUUUACGCCACUCGGUCAUCCUAUUUAACAACCUCCAGUACGAAUGUAUUAACAAGAGUAAUUCCGAAGGAUUCCUCAACUCCAGUCUUGAGAUACCUCUCGACGAUCUUGAAGUUGGGAGAUAUGUGCUGAAGGUUUAUGAAAAGAGAUUGGGAUAUGCAGAUAUGAACUCCACGAUGAACAUGUUUGAAAUGUUCCCCCAGGUUCAGUCCGUAUCUCCUACCCGUGGAUCAGUUUGUGGAGGGACAGUCCUGACCAUACAUGGUUCCUUUCUCCAACCUGCCAAUCAUUCUGUCACUGUCCUUAUUUCAAGCCAUUACACGUGCUCUAUUGAGAGCUUUAAUAUUAGUACUAUCAGAUGCAUUAUUCAACGGAAGGGCAUAUUUCACACAUCGACUACCAUUUCUGUCAACGUUUCAGUCAUCAUUGAUGACCUACCUAGUCUAUUCCAGAUUUAUCACAUGGAAAGUGACUUGACUCCUAUGAUCAAGAAUGUAUCGUCUGAGUUGGACGGGGCAAUAUGUACUCUCUACAUUCUGGGGGAAAGAUUGCUCAGUAGACUGAGGGUUUUGGUAGACAACAUGUUGAUGUAUGACGUCACUGUAUGGAACGAGACAAUGGCCCAAUGCCGCGUGAAUGAUCUACGUCCAGGAAAUCACAGCAUUAGUAUUUCAAAUGUGGCUAAUGGUUUCAUGUGUUACCCGCAGUUAACUUUCUAUUUUCCAGUAUUUCCUCAAAUUUCAACGUUCAGACCCAUCAAUUUUGGCCUGAAUGGUGGCGGCCUCCUAACCAUCGAAGGCGCGGCUUUGCAAGGCCAAAAUGCAACCGUCGUCUUUGUCGGAAAUGACCGUUGUUCCAUAAAAACGGUCGGCUACGCGCUGAUCCAAUGCAUUGUUCCUCCUGGGAAUGGAAGUAGAACGUUGACUGUAGACAUAGAUGGUUCAAGCUAUACAGCUGGAGAUGUUCAGUACUUAGAAGAAUAUACACCGGUGGUAUAUUCUGUGCUGCAGUCACGUGACGUUUUAUACGUGGGAGUGUCAAGGAUUUCAGCUGCUUCUAACGUGGAAGUUUUUGUAGAGAAUUCACUGUGCACAAAUGUAUCAGGAAACUCCUUGUUCCUGCAGUGUCUGCCACCUCAACUGCCAGCUGGCAACUACAACAUACGGUGCCUUGAUAAUCUAAGAGGAUGGGCAUCAUCAAAUGUAACCUUUGUGUCUCGACUUGAGGUUACAGGGGUGAGUGGCCUAGGCUGCCCGGGAAGGCCGAGCCUGGACGUUUAUGGAUCAGGGUUUUCUCCUGGAAAUACUUCCGUUACUAUCUGUGGGACGUCUUGUGAAAUAUCUGACAGCCUCACCACGCCAACCAACAUCCAUUGUUCCAACUGGCACUUACACGACUCCUUGCUGUUUCUUUGCGAUGUGAGCGACCAUGAGAAUUGCUAUAGGAAACAAGAUACAUUCAUUCACUGCAAUGUAACCGUACAGUCCGGGGCUGGGAUAGUGACCAAGCCCGGGGCCUAUGUGUAUAUGUGCAGCGGUUGGAGGAACAAUGCUUUGUGCCUGGAAGUUAAAGCUGGAUCUGUCCAUACUGUACAUCUCCGUGGCCUGUUUGUCAGCCCUAAAGUGGAAAGUGAUAAAGUUCUCAUCUAUAAUGGCUCCUGCAGAAUUUCCAUAGCAACACAGGCAGAGAUGGAGUGCACGGCCCCUAAUCAACCAAUUACCGCCCAGAUUACUGCGAUACGGAAUAACCGGGGCCAGAACACUCAGGGCCAAGUGCCUUUAUAUUUUUGCAGUCUCUGGUCGAAAAAUUCCACUUGGCCUUCUGGGCAACCGCCAUUAGAUGGCGACAACGUCACGGUGGAAAGAGGUCUGAUGCUUCUUCUUGACACAAACACCAGUCUGUUAAAUCUGCUCCAUAUACAAGGUGGGAAACUGUUCUUUAUAGGCCCAGGACCAAUCCAUCUCCGUGCUCAUUACAUUUUGGUAACCUCUGGAGGAGAGCUCCACGUGGGAACUUCAAGAGAACCAUUUCUUGGUAAAGCCCAAAUUUCCCUCUAUGGAAGUUUCCUUUCCCCUCAAUUAUAUCCAUACGGUGCCAAAUUUCUGGCUGUCCGGAACGCAACUCUCUCUAUCCAUGGAUGGGUUCCCAGAGUAGCCUCCACACACCUGGCAAUGGAGGCAAUGGCCAAUGACUCAACCUUAAUUAUAACUGAUCCUGUCGACUGGAGAAUUGGGGAUGAAGCUGUGUUAUGUGGAGCACACCUUGGGGAACAGAGGCACCAAGAGGAGACUUUUAUCAUCAAAAAUAUUAGCAAUACUCUGAUUUCUAUCAGCCACCCUUUAAGGUAUUCUUAUAACAUUUUAGAACAACCGGUUGAAGGCACAAUGGUGUAUCUAAGGCCAAUAGUGGCCCUUCUAAGCAGGAACAUAAUAGUUCAAGGAAAUCUAACAACUCAAUACAUUGAUCACCAGAAGGAAUGUGAACACAUUGAGGACCCAGAUGCCUCUACGUGUCUGUACGGCAGAAGUGAAAGAAGCUUGGGAACAAGGGAUCUCGGAAUGGUUUUCAUAGCCCAAGCCUUUCAACACGAGCCCAGUUUAGUUCUCAUUUCCGGAGUUCAGUUCCGGCACAUUGGCCAACCGUUCAGGAAACAGCCCGGCGCCCUGACGAUUGCUGGAGAUAUCUGUAUGCCUGAUUCCUAUAUACGAGGAUGCGCUAUUACCCGUUCCUUUGCAAGGGGAAUCAGCAUUUCUGGGACUUCUGCUUUCACGCUAGAAAAUAAUGUUUUCUACGACAUUAAGGGCCACGGUCUCCUUGUGGGAGAACACUUAGAAGAAGACAUUGAGAUAAAAAAUAACCUGCUGAUACGAAUUUCAGGAGCCCACGGCCUCUCCAGCACUGAGGUGUUAGCUCCUGCGGCUUUCUAUAUAAGGUCCCCUUCUAAUAUCAUAGAGGGGAACACAGCAUAUGCAGCAGGAUAUGGCUUCUUGUACCACCUUUUCCCUGUUGGACCAUCCCAAGCUCGGCUUCAGUCCUUCCUGGAAAACACGGCAGUGUCAUGUCUCAGGUUCGGCCUAUGGUUGCACCCAGAAUACAAACCUUCAGGUAAAGACCCUGCAGUGUUUCAGGGGUUCCACACCUGGAGGAGCCGAGGAGGAGCCCAGAUCACUAGAUGUGGAAAUGUGUCUUUCAUAGACUUCAGAAUUUUUUCCUGUGAAGAGUUUGGAAUAAGCAUCUUGGAAAGCUUGGGGAACGCGGAGGUUUCUAACAGUUUCCUGCUUGGCCGCCUCAGUGGGAAGGACGAGCAUUGCAUGGCAGCAGGAAUACAAACUCCCAGAAGGUUUCAGGCCUCUAUUUCGAACACAGCCUUCAUGAACUUCAAUCUACCCAAGUGCAGCCCUAUCCGGACCUGUUCAGGGUGUUUUAAAGGACAAGGUGGCUUUACCAUCAAAACCCAUCAGUUGAAGUACUUAAACUCCUCCACUCAACCCACCUUCCCCUUCCCACAUUCCGCUAUAAUUGAAGAUGUUGAUGGAUCCCUCACUGGGUUUAGAAAGAGUCAUCUAUUGGCCACCUCUGAAAUUCUUCCCGACUCGUGUAACCGAACCAGCACCGGUGAUGUUCCCGCCAGUGUUUGUGGGAGCGAGGUGGUGUUCCACCGCAUGUCCAUUGGUCUAAAAACCGCCCCUGAAGUUCCUUAUAAUGUCGGGGUCUCUGAUAGGAUGAAAAAGAUGACCAACCUUAAUUAUGUACCAGAUACAUUAUCAAACCUGUACGGCUGGAUGGCUCUACUGGUGGAUAAGGAGACCUACACUAUUUUAUUCAACACAUCUGAUGGUCAUGUUGGUCUGGAUUAUUCAGUUACUUUUGACAACUUUGGACCAGGAAAUUAUAUCAUGGUGGAACACAAGAACCUGCCAAGUCUUACAAACAUUUCCAUCAUGUGUGGCUCCAAGCCGGGCAAACCCCUUCAGAGUCUGCCUUCUCCAACGAGAAACAAUGGAUGUGACUGGUUCUUUAAUAACAGCUCGGAGUCAUUAACCUACCUGGUUUCGGGCGAAGGCCAAGUAGGAGUGACUUUCCAAACAGGAGAGAGGUUGGCGCUUCCCACACCAGUGCCAAGUGCUCAACCUCAUUCUGUUUCCAAGUGGUCCCUUCCGAAGUCUUGGGAGGGAGUGGAGGAAGGUUGGGGCGGAUUUGGCUCCACAAUACCCCAGGCGGGAGAUGAUGUCAUCGUCCUACCAAACAGGACCAUUACGGUGGAUAUUCCGCUCCCUCCACUCGGAGGCCUUUAUGUACUCGGAACGCUGGAAUUUCCCUCUGCGUCCAGCAAUGUCCUAAAUGUGACUUGUAUCAUUAUCGCUGGAGGAGAAAUACGAGCAGGAUCCCUCGAGCAGCCCAUAGAGCCGGGGCAGAGCCUACAGAUAUAUGUCCGUGCCUCUGGGAAAGUGGCCUGUGCGCGCCUGGGCCAGCCCCGCGUCCCUGCUGGAGUGAUAGGGGUUUAUGGGAAGCUGCAGAUCCACAGUGCUUAUUCCAGCACAUCAUGGACCCGUCUCCGGGCAGAUAUUGCACUUGGAAAUGAAAUGAUUUCACUAAAUGACACGGUGGACUGGAACCCAGGAGAUAGCAUCGUCAUAAGCUCUUCCUCCUAUGAAGCCCAUCAAGCUGAACUUGUAAGGUUACGAGGUGUCUAUGGACAUCAUCUUCGGAUCUGGGAAAGACUUCAUUACAGACAUACUGGUACAGUCCAAAGCAUAGAUACCUGGAACAUUACACUGGCAGCGGAAGUCGGGCUGCUAUCCCGUAACGUACAGAUAAAGACUGACCGCGAGUGCUCUGGGAGAAUAAUGGUCGGACACUUUAAAACCAACACCGGUGAUGAAUACUCAGGACUCCUACGGCUUUCCAAUGUGGAAAUUGCCAACUUUGGUUCAUCUUUCUAUUCAGCAGUCAACUUUUUAAACACGACCCUCAGUUCUUCUGUAACGUCAUCCAGCAUCUAUCAUAGUUGUGGGGGCGCAAUAAAAGCCGUGGGGGCCAUGAAUAUUCUGCUGCAUGCUAAUGUGAUCUAUAGCAGCGUCGGCAACGGGAUACACAUAGAUGGGCACAAUCUCUCCCUCACAAACAACCUCCUCGUGUUAAUAAAGCAGCCCAAUAAUGAGUCUGAAUGGGUGUCAGGAAUAAAAACAAAUAGGGCCCAUGGGGCCUUUAUGCACGGAAAUGCAGUCGCGGGUUCUGAACGUAUCGGUUUCCAUGUAAAAGGACAAAGAUGUGACCCGGAAGAAAAAGUAUGGGCCAGAAAUGUUGCCCACUCCAGUCUUCAUGGGAUUCACUACUACUGGGAUGAUGGCUUCAAACAUUGCACAAAAAUAGCCGGAUUCCUGUCCUACAAAAAUUAUGACUACGGCCUUGUAUUCCACCUGGAAUGUGAUGUGGUGCUGGAGGAUGUUAUUCUGGUAGACAAUGCAGUUGGACUUUUGCCUGUGGUUUCCCACACAUCAACAGAUUCCAGCAAUUUAAGCAAGAAAUACAUACUGCUCCGCGAAUCUGCGAUAGGUGCAACAAGUCAAACGUUUGACUGUAUCAUGGACAGGAUCAAACCACUGUCUGCUAAUCUAACUACAAGAGAACGAGCGCCGCGGUCCCCUUUAGGAGGUCGCAUCGGAAUUAUGUGGCCACAGUUUACCUUACAACCCAAGAAAUGGCCAAGGUAUCCGUGGCACUUACUAGGAAGUGAUGGAUCUGCUCCAGGAAUUAUGAAAUUGCAAGAUGUCGCUUUCUUUGGUUUUACCAAGAGCUGCUACAGUAACGACGGGGAUAUCUGCAUAAUGUCCAAUCCGGACACGGCUGGAGUCAUGUGCCCAAUCACGGCAGAGAGAACCCAAAUGCUCCAUGUUGAAUAUGGAAACAUGCUGCACUUUCCGACUGCACUCAGCGGCGCCAACUGCCCUACCCCUGGCGGAUGCCGCGGCACACAGAGGGUCCUGUAUAAGGAUUUGGAUGGCAGCUCUGUGGGACUCCUUCCCCCUGUCUCUGUAUUUCCAAAGGAAGAUUCGGAUCUGUCCCACCCCUGCCUCAGCGCGGGCAUCUACAGGAGAGAAACUCAAUGCAGAUCUAACACCGAUCUACAGGGACACAUGUGUGAACAAACCGACCUCACUGUCGUGGUCCUUGAGAGAAUUGGAGAUGGAAGACAACCCAUCGCGCCUGUUAUCACAUUUACAGAGGACUUUAUUGAUAUGUUUGUCAGUGGCAACAUUUCCAUUGACCAGUGUUGUCACUCAGAAGACCAAUCAAUCUUCUAUUCUAUCUUGCCAGCCAAUAAAAUCACAAAAAUAUGCUUCAGUGCACCAACUCCCAAAGCUAUGAGACUCCAGCUGAUUGGAGGUCAGGAAACAACCAAGCUUAUUUUGGCAUUUUUCUAUAACGCCCCUCAGAGUUUCCUCGUUUUUUCCAACAGAAGACGAAUUCCAUCAUUUUUGCCUGAGGCUGAACUUGAUUUUGCUGAAAAAGAACACGGAUCGAACUUCUUCAGUUUCACAGAAAGUCUACUGUACGUCAUUCUUCAAGGUGAAGAACCUGUAGAAAUUUGGACCAACCAAUCUAUUUAUUUGGCUUUAUCAGUGGCCGAGGGGACUGGCAAGGAUAUCCAGCAUCAACUUCCGGCACAAGUGGCAAAACAUCUCAACAUUUCUCCAUCUCAAGUUUCAAUACUUCAGAUUUUAAGAGGAAGUUCCUUCACAUUAAGAGAUUUAACCAAUAAUCAGGCGAAAAGGAACCUCCAUUGCCCUGCGGCUUUAGAUGGCUCACCAAGGGUCAGGGUGAAACGGGACUUUGCAAGUAAUGUCAGACACCCCUAUAAGGAAGCGAGAAAUAACCAGGAAACCAAUCUGGAUGUGAUCAUAUUGGAAAUAAUAAGCAUUCCCGAUUCCCCUCAAUUUAGUACGAGCCAUUGGCCUUUAUCGCCACACUACCAACCUAUUAAUAUAGCUGACAGCGUUAUUAGUGCUUUACAGACUGGAGAGAUGGAGAAAAUGUUUCCUAUGGACAUUGAGUCAUUAAUGGUCAUUGAUCCAAUGCAGGACUUGAACGGAGACAGCAAAAGCAGUGUAACAGGGGGCGAUGUUGCCGUAUAUGUGCGCCCCCAUACCAUUCACAUCCAGGAGCAGCCGUGCCGUGGUUAUGAGGGAAAACCAUUCCUGGUGCAGCCAAAGGUCACUUUCUUGGACGCAAAGGGAAAAAGAGUGGAAAACGUGGGCCAUCCUUCCAACCCUUGGUAUUUAUCGGUUCAGCUCAAGAAUUCAGCUAUUUCAGCACUUAAAGGGAACACAACUGUGAUGAUACGAAAUGGAUGGGGGAACUUUUCCAACUUAGCCAUCUCCACCUUCGGAUUGAACUGGUGCCUGAUAUUUAAUGUUACAUCACCUCCGGGGGUUCUGGUCUCCGCUCUGUCACAAGAAUUCGCUGUUUAUCCAGUUCCCGCUGCAGAUCCAGAUAACAUCUUCCUUCUGGUUCUCUUGAGUUCUGCCGGAUCGGCAAUCGCACUGUUCCUUCUCUUGUGCUGCUUCUUCAAAAGAAAGAAAGGCGCCAAAGGUUGUCAAAAUGAAAAAUCAAGAAGGUUCAGCGGGGAACGGUUUAACUCUUUCAUUUGCAUUGGCGGCGGAAGAAGGAAAGAAACUGAGUAGUGACGGGCGAAAUAACUCACCAGGCAAAUUUCCACGUUUCACCAUUGGCCGAUUUUUUGGCAAACAGGUGUCAAAAUCCGAAAAAAUUGCAAUGCAUGGGCUGGGUUCAGGCCGACCUCGGCACAUCUUCUUCGGGUCACAGGGGGGUUCGGGUUGAGCUCUUCCGCUUACCCGCCCGCGACUUUACACUGUCAGCUUUCCGGUUCCAGCUUCUAAAUUUAUAGGCACGCGUCUGACUCACCCCGCCCCUAUAUAUGGAGGAGAGAAGGUGGGUAGGGUUUGGGAGCGGGUGGGUUAGGGUUGGGUGUGGGUAGAGUAUUUCUCAACCCACACGAGUGCAAAUUUUUUCCCUUAGACCGAUUCGGCAGCUUAUCGGCCCGUGUAUG
This is a messenger RNA of Xenopus tropicalis (tropical clawed frog), 12333 nucleotides long. It is a transcript of the gene pkhd1, whose product is annotated as PKHD1 ciliary IPT domain containing fibrocystin/polyductin. Bases 287 to 11947 code for a protein of 3886 amino acids. Gene Ontology annotation, cellular component: plasma membrane; membrane. The record is from RefSeq and is a predicted model, not a curated record. The transcript is spliced from 66 exons. NCBI's taxonomy places the organism in Eukaryota, Metazoa, Chordata, Amphibia, Anura, Pipidae.